This is a messenger RNA of Toxotes jaculatrix (banded archerfish), 4142 nucleotides long. Its product is annotated as suppressor of tumorigenicity 14 protein homolog. NCBI's taxonomy places the organism in Eukaryota, Metazoa, Chordata, Actinopteri, Toxotidae. Gene Ontology annotation, biological process: acrosome reaction; proteolysis. Bases 1 to 2667 code for a protein of 888 amino acids. The record is from RefSeq and is a predicted model, not a curated record. Gene Ontology annotation, molecular function: protein binding; serine-type endopeptidase activity. The transcript is spliced from 19 exons.
AUGUGGACUCUCCCCAAAAGCAAAACUUGCGAAGUGUACAGCGUCUCUGGGCAUGGACAAUCGGGCUGCUCCGCUGCACAGGGAGAGGGGGAGUUAAAGGAGCCCACCCAGUCACUGAGCCCCCCCACGAAGCCUGAGGAUCAAGCAAAGCAGAGGGCAGAGGGGGGGCGAGCUCCGGCCUGUGGCUCCUGGAGGAGGUGGAUGUUAGGUCUCCUGCCUUUCUUUCCCUUCACUGCUGCCAUUGCACUGACCCUCCACUACUUAACAUCACCGCCCUCCUCAGUUUUCUUCCUCGGAGGCAGCGUGGAGUUCCCAAACCUGAGCUUCUCCUCAGAGCUGACCGACUCCACUUCCCAGCAGUUCCGCCUGCAGGCUCAGGCUUUGAACCAUUAUUUCUCAGAACUCUACGCGUCCUCUCCGUGGAGCUCCUACUACCUGCGCUCAGGAAUUACUGCCUUCAGUGAAGGAGCAGAGGGGCUCAAUGUCUUCUACUGGAGUAAAUUCUCUGCCCCGGACGAUGUUGCCAUGGCGAUCCGGAGGUCCAGCCCAGAGAGGCUGCAGCGCAGGCUUCCCGGCAGCAACAAGGUGCAGCGGGACAGCUACAACGGACAGCGCUACUACAUGGAGCAAGAUGAGGACACGCUCCACCUACUGGGUUUGGAUCCUGACGACUUUGAAUCAGAAGAAAAAUCAGGCAAGAUUAAGAAUCCAAAUAGCAUCCAGAGUGGGAAAUGGCAGCUUGGCUUCCAAGCAAUGUCUUUUGACCUCUACGCCAAAUAUGGCAACAACCGCACCCUGAGCCUUGUGAGUCCCAAGAAGCCGUACUACCAGUGGCGUUUGCGUGUACCAUCUGGUCAUGUAGUUCGACUGGUUGUCCUCACCCUGCAUGGUGCCACGCCAGGAAGCUGCACUGCCCACAAGCUCUCAGCCUACGACUUCCUGCUUCCUCUACAAAAUAAGAUCAUUGCCAGGUGGUGUGGGCUUCCUGUCUCGGGCUCGUCUCCGGUCAUGAAGCUGAUGUCAUCUGGGAAUGUCAUGUUGGUCACCUUCUCCUUUAGCAGACAGAGGGAUGGAGCAAUCUUCAAAGCAUACUUCCAGGCCAUCCCAAAAGCAGGUUGUGGAGGGUCAAUUUCCUCUUGGAACGGCUCCAUUUCCUCACCCUACUAUCCUUCCUAUUACCCUCCUAAUAUAGACUGCACCUGGACCCUACGGGCGCCGUUGCCAGGAUACCUGAUCUCCAUGACGAUUGUGACGAUGGACAUUCAGGAUUCCCCGUCAUCGGACGGCUGCGAGAAAGACUGGCUGGACAUUGGAGGGGUCAAACUGUGUAACCCUGUAUCAGACAGCAGCAAAAAGCGGGUCUACUCCUCUCCUCUCUCCCUCCAUUUCCAUUCGGAUGAGUCUCUCACUCACAAAGGUUUCUACUUGCUCUACCGAGCCUUCUCUCCAGAGGGCACUUGCCCACGCCAGUUUCGCUGUGGAGACGGGCGCUGUAUCCCUCUGAGGAAGGUGUGCGAUGGAGUGAAAGAUUGCUCCGAUGGACGAGACGAGGCGAAAUGCUCGUCCUGCAGGCCGGGGGAAGUGUUGUGUGGUAACGGCCAGUGUAAGCCUCAAAGCAGCCAGUGUGUCAGUCAGAGCGCCUGUGCAGACAGCAGCGAGGAGGGCGCCUGUGGAGGUAAAUGUCAUCACGUAUGUCCCAACAAGGUGUGUUUGCCGAAGUCUUCAGUGUGUGACGGGAUUUCUGACUGCAAAGAUCGGAGUGAUGAACUCAACUGUACCAGAGCAUAUCUUAAAGGCUGCUCUGCUUCCUCUUAUAAAUGUGCUAAUGGAAAAUGUGUUAGUAAGGUCAACCCUGAGUGUGAUGGAGUAAAAGACUGCUUUGACGGCUCUGAUGAACUGCGCUGUGGCUGUGGUACCAGGCCCAGGAAGCGUACUAAAAUAGUAGGAGGCUCUGAUGCUGGUACAGGGUCAUGGCCAUGGCAGGUCAGCCUCCAGAUGGAUCGCUAUGGCCACAUCUGUGGAGCUACACUGGUCUCCAACCGCUGGCUCAUCUCUGCAGCUCACUGCUUCCAGGACUCAGAUGCCAUUAAAUACUCAGAUGCUCGCGCGUGGCGGGCUUACAUGGGAAUGCGUGUGAUGACUAUGGGGAACAACGGAGCAGCCGCCAGGCAGAUCCGGCGAAUCCUCCUCCACCCACAGUACGACCAGUUCACGUCUGACUACGACAUCGCCCUCCUCGAGCUCAGCUCUCCUGUGUUCUUCAACGACUUGGUGCAGCCUGUGUGUGUCCCCGCCUCCUCACACACCUUCACCACGGGGACCAGCUGCUAUGUCACAGGCUGGGGAGUCCUCAUGGAGGACGGCGAGCUGGCCUCUCGCUUACAAGAGGCCUCAGUGAAGAUCAUCAACAGGAACACCUGUAACAAGCUGUAUGACGACGCCGUCACUCCCAGGAUGCUGUGUGCUGGGAACUUACAGGGAGGGGUGGACGCCUGCCAGGGUGACUCAGGAGGUCCGUUGGUGUGCCUAGAGCGUGGCAGACGGUGGUUCCUGGCGGGGAUCGUGAGCUGGGGUGAAGGCUGUGCGAGGCAGAACCGUCCCGGCGUCUACACACAGGUGGUCAAGUUCACUGACUGGAUCCAGCAGCAGACUAAAGGGCAGGUGUGACUGGACAUCAGACUGACACACGAGCAAAAUGACAGACUUUAACACACAGGACAAAGGUUUCAGACUCAGAGUCUGUCUGCAGACUGUUGUCGUGACUGCGUGACAGCACAUACAGUCAGUUUUUGGGAGCAUAUUCAUGACAGCGCAAAGGUGGGGGCAUCAUCCCUGCCGAACCAACCAGGGUCACUGCAUGCAAAUGUUAGAAUUUGGCUGGAAUGGUUACUUAAGUUACAAGAUUUAUGAUGAAAUCCUUGCUCCAUCCUCUACACACUUUACUGCAACAUAAAAACACUGUACUAGAUUUUGGGUUUUGCUGUCUGCACACACGUAGACUUAACUUUGGGUCAGUAUUUAUUGGUGUCAGCAGAAAUAUUGGUAGGUGCUACUCACAAAUAUUAGGAUCCAAAUUUUCUUCCUCUGUAUUAGAUGAAACACACCACUUGCUGUGCAAACACUCCUGGUACUCCUGCGCUUAAUCAGCAGCUUAUUUCCAUUUUCUCUCCACACAAGGCAUCUUUUGUCCUGUACUUGCCACAGGAGGACCUCAGUUACUGUAAACUCUGUCUUCUUUGUCGCUAAAAACACAACUUUUAGUUGUGUAGGAACGUAAAUCCGGUUGGUCAGAAAAUCUAACAGAAACACAACAAAACCAAACAAAGAAACAGAUUACUUUUAUUUACAAUUUUUACAGAGUAAUAGUAUGUUUAAGUCUCCUUCAUCUGCAGUAAAGACCAGCCAGUCGCAGGUGAACAGGUGAGUACUCAUUUUAACCUGUAAACACCAGGCUUCAGAACUGUCACCACUUACUUCCUGAUGUGGUAAUGUCUCUCUGCCCUCCUUUUUCCUGUUCCACUUAAAUUGCGCACAGCAGAGUUGGCUAACAUGUCAGGUGUUGCCAACAAAAAUCAGAUCAUUUAUUACAGAAUGUGGAAAGAGUUCUCUCCCCACAAGUACGUAACCACAUAUUUUUGCCUUCAUGUCAACUUGUCCUCGUACUGUAUAUGUGUGUUCACUGUAUGUGUUGUUGUUUUUUGUACUGUAUGUGUAUGUAAAUGCAUUUGUAUAUCAUGCUUUUAUCUGAGUCAUAGCCUCAUGUUAAAUAUAUUCUGUAGUGGAGUGAAGAAUCCCUCAAAUAGGAGGGGGUAAUAUAUUUUGCAUUUCAGAUUUACUGUGACCUUGUAAUGUAUCUUCACAGUGCCUCCUUUCUAGUUCAUGCUCGAUGAGAAGCAUGAUCGCAGCUCCGCUUAAAACCAUGUGAGGAACAAAUAUUAUCAGGUGAAAACCCAUCCGAUGCAGACACACUUGCAUUUUCCCCGGGCUUCUGCUCUUUCUUCUCAUUCAGCUCACAUCACCACCCAGUGUCCACUUUGUACCAUUGCCUCUUCUGCUAUAUCUCUCCAGAGUAUGCUGCACUUUACACCCAAAGGAUUGCUAAAUGAUAUCAGAUUAUACGCCUUUAUAUUAAAGACACCAUU